AAUUGAUCAGAUAACGAGUCGAAAUAAAUUCAGAUAUUUUUACUGAGCCGUCCAUAUUCGGUCCAUCGGCUUGCAGUGAGAUUCUCCUGGCUAUUGCUCAUCUUCCUGCAAAAAUGAAGGCGGGCCGUAAGACUCUGCUCUUCUACUUUACCCUACUGUCGGCCACCUUGUUGUGCCACGGAAAAGACGAUUUCUUCAAUGACGACGGAAACCUUGUCCUCCCGGGGUCCUACAACAUCCCAUGGAUGGCGGGCAUUCAGGAUUUCCGCCCCCUCUCUCUCUUCACCAUCCCCGGGUCGCACGAGAGCCUGGCCCUGCACGGAGGACCAGAUGUCGAAUGCCAGUCCUGGUCCCUGAAGGAUCAGCUCAGGGCCGGCAUUCGAUUCCUGGAUCUCAAGGUGUUCGGACUCGUGGACACCCUCUAUGUCAUGAACGGGGUGGUGUACCAGCACAGCACCCUCAAGGAGGUCCUGGACACCGUCCGAGCCUUCCUCUCAGAGUUCAAGACCGAGGCGGUGCUCAUUCGAAUCCAACCAGAGUCCUUCGAGAAGAGCACCGUCAAUGAAAUGGUGUUGAGUCUCAUCGGCGACGACCGCAACGUCUGGCUGGACUCCGGGAUGCCGAAAAUCGGUCAGGUCAGGGGUAAGAUUGUCUUUUUGCAGAAGAGCACCUUCACGCUGGGAAUUCCCUUCAUUGAAACCAACGGGGAAAGUGUGAAGAAGGUCAGCGACGUUAAAGAUAAAGACAACCGCAUCAUCAUGCAGCUGACCCAAGCCAACGUGCUGUGCGGGGGGGAUAACGCUGUCCUGACCUACAGCAGCGGCUCCGGCAUCGGCACCUUCUGGGGGAUGUUCCUGACUCCAAAGAGAGUGGCGGAGAAGGUCAACCCCUGGCUCUACCAGUACAUCAGGCAGUUCUUUUCCAAUCAGCCCAGACCAUGCUUCGGUAUCGUUGCCAUGGACUACCCCGGCAUUGACCUCAUUCAAACCCUCAUCAAUCUAAACUGGUGGUGAUGAUGUAGCGUCGUGUGUGUGUGUGUGUGUGUGUGAGGUGGAGGGGUUUGAGUCUACCGAUCAUUAAGAAACGUGUUCCUGUAUCUCUCCCAUCACUUUGUCUCUGGAGACACUUUGAUGGAAACUGAAUUACUGGAAAUACAUAAAUUUCUUCUGCAAACGGAAA
Molecule: messenger RNA, 1179 nt
Organism: Pseudoliparis swirei
Lineage: Eukaryota; Metazoa; Chordata; Actinopteri; Perciformes; Liparidae
Exons: 3
Coding region: 114-1013 (299 amino acids)
Biological process (GO): lipid metabolic process
Molecular function (GO): phosphoric diester hydrolase activity
Source: RefSeq, a predicted model, not a curated record